CGUCUGUUCCCAAUCCACAUUGACAGCCCCCAACUCCAUACAAUAGAAGUUUCGGGCCGGCCUCCGCCACUAACUCAUGCCACUCUAUUUCGAAACAGCCAGUCACCCCAAUAGCCCUGUCAAUAUGAGAUGAAGUCAUUUCUCAGUGCCCUUCUCCCAUAUUACCCAACACAGAACUUAACUCAUGCACCUAUUGCAUGACAUGUACGACCCCUUCCAAGCCGGGAUCCGAGAAGGAAGGAAGCUUGGACAUCGUCAUCGCCGAGUUCACCAUGCCGCCCCUGGUCGUGCCUGACUUGGCGGGCAUUUCCAUCUCUUCUUCUUUGUCUGUUGUUGUUAUUGUUGUGCAUUGUUCUCUUCGAAGUGGCUUCAAUUGGCGUGCGUGAAGCUUUUGAGUCGCUAUGUUGAUGCCCUCGACUCUUUCCGCAGCGGCGGCUGCGCUGAUGCUCGCUGCCACCGCACACGGCGAUAACUUUACAAUUAUCAAUGGCCAAAUCUUUACACCUGGACUGGCGAUCGUAGACGCGCCCCAGCCCAACACGCCUCUCGGCGGUGAAAUCCUCCAAGUCGCCAUCGACGUCUCCGGCAACGGCAAGCUUGGCCUCCCCCCCUACUCCGACUCCGCCCCCAGCCAACUGCACGCCCUAACCCUCUUCCUAACCUCCUACACCACGGGCCUCAACCUCACCAUCGCCAACGGCACCGCCCUCCCCGCCACCUCCUCCAACAGCCCCGACGGCAUCGUCAUGACCCAAGAGCCCGGCAGCACCGUCAAGCACGUGAACUGGCUCUGGCCCGCCUGUCUUUCCGGCGACGGUCAGCCCAAGGCCACCGGUCUCGUGAGCGACGGGGGGAGCGCGAGGGGAGCGUAUAAUAUCUCGAUUCACCAGAGCUUUAGGCUUAAUGAUACGGAGUAUUAUACUGUUUUCAACCUGCCUAUUGCGGUGACGAAUCGCAUUUCGGAGAGCGCGAAUCAGUCGUCUUGUGAGAGUCUGACGAAUCUGCUGCUGGGGUGGGGGGAGGUUGUGGGGGAGACGGUGGUGUUGACGCCGGAUCAGUAUCCGUGGACGGAUGGGAGUGGGGUGCAGGUUUCUGUGCCCAGUGGUGAUGGGAGCGACAACGGUGGGAGCAGUGAUGGGAGUGAUAAGGGUGAUGGAAUUGGUGGGAGCAAGCCGGAUGCUAAUGCGGGUGAUGGGCUUGGAGGGGGUGCGGGGAUGGUGGCUAUGGAUGGGAGGUUGACUGUUUUGGCGGUUAUUUUCGCCUUGGGCUUGGUGGCUAUGUAG
This is a messenger RNA of Pseudogymnoascus verrucosus, 1283 nucleotides long. RefSeq lists its product as uncharacterized. The record is from RefSeq and is a predicted model, not a curated record. The coding region runs from base 402 to 1283 and encodes 293 amino acids. NCBI's taxonomy places the organism in Eukaryota, Fungi, Ascomycota, Leotiomycetes, Thelebolales, Thelebolaceae. The transcript has 2 exons.